AUGCAGCAGGAACGGCUGUUCUUUUUUGCUCUUGCUACAUGCUCAGGAGCUUCGUGGGUGCUGCCGCCAGUGUUGGCCUUCUUUGGCGGACAUUCGUCGCCGUCGCCCUUUACAGGGUUGGGUGAGCUACAUCCAGGUCUCGCAGACUGCCGGCAAAGGACGGCCCAGUUUGUCCGCAAGGCCGUGGAAUCUGGACGGUCGGCAAAGCGAAAGACAGCGGCAGAGGAGGCGAGCCUCGAGCAGCAUACGGUCCUGCAGCUUCGCGAGAAGCUGCGGAAGCUCCAGCUCCCUGUGUCUGGAAGGAAGCAGGAGCUCAUCCAGCGUCUCAAUGAGGCACGAGCGUUGCAAGAUGAAGACGAGCGGUCUGCGGAACCAGCGCAGCCGUACCACGAGAUGAAG
This is a messenger RNA of Symbiodinium necroappetens, 399 nucleotides long. NCBI's taxonomy places the organism in Eukaryota, Dinophyceae, Suessiales, Symbiodiniaceae. The record is from the annotation of a GenBank genome assembly.